GCCACUCUUAAUAUUUAUACUCAACUUUACAAAUCAUUGCCCAAUAUCUUGAUACCAAAGCUUCAAAUUCUCUACAUCUCGAGCACUCAAAAUGUCCUCUUCUGAAGCAAAAACUAUAGGCAUUGCCGGCAUAAGCGGCAAGUUCGCUCAAUGCAUCAUCAAAUCCCUCCUCCUCAAUCCAUCAGUCCAAAUCAAAGGUUACUGUCGCAGCAUAUCCAAACUUCCAACAAUAUUGACUACACACCCUCGAAUCAAGAUUUCAACAGGAUCCUACGACGACAAAGCCUCAAUCCAAAACUUCGUUUCCAAUACCUCCAUCGUCAUCUGUUGUUAUUUUGCCUCUACAGAAGUAAUGACCAACGGACAAAAAUACCUCAUCGACGCCUGCGAAACAGCCAAGGUACCCCGCUACAUAGCUGGAGAUUUCUCCGUUGACCACACGCUCAUUCCAUCUUCACGCAUUCAGCUCUUCCCAAAACCAACUAUGAAAAUUAUCGAAUAUCUUUCUACCAAGAAAACGGUCAAGGGAGUGCAUAUUCUCAACGGCGCGUUAAUGGAAACUUUCUGGGCAGAAUUCUUCCAGCUAUAUGAUUCCUCUUCUCGAACUCUCUCGUACUGGGGAACUGGUGAUGAAAAAUGGGAGUUUACUACGUACCAAACUGCAGCGGAUUAUACGGCCGCAGUUGCAUUGGAUGAAAAUGCUGUGGGGAUUUUCAGAUUCCUAGAGGAUCGAAAAUCUCCUCGCGAACUUCAAUCCACCUUUCAAACCGUUUACUCCACUCAAAUUCAUCUCAAGUGUCAUGGAUCUCUACAUGAUCUCGAACAAAAGCUUCAAGAAGCCGUAAAUACACAUGGUGAAGAUACAUCUCAAUGGGGCGCACUAGGCUUUGCAUUCUGGUGCACAAACGGAAAAGCGUAUUUGGGGGAAGAUAGCAGGAACCUUGAUAAUUCCAAGUAUCCUCAAGUGAAAAAUGUUACCAUGGAGCAGUUUUUGAAACGCCAUAUUUUGCAGGAGCUUCCGCUUGCGGAUCAAAGUUUGGGGUUUGAGUAGAUUUUGUUGGGAGAAGUGGCUUAAUGUUUUAUUCUUGGGGGAUUUGGAUAAGGAUGAAUAGUUAGGUAGCUUCGUCAAGGUAGCUUUGAACAUCCUUUUUUUCCAAGCAAAGUGGGAGUGAAAAUUUGAAGAGCUCAGCUGUAUGGUUAAUAUUGAAGUAAAUUUGCCAUUCUACGUUGUGCGUA
Molecule: messenger RNA, 1236 nt
Organism: Botrytis cinerea B05.10
Lineage: Eukaryota; Fungi; Ascomycota; Leotiomycetes; Helotiales; Sclerotiniaceae
Exons: 3
Coding region: 92-1051 (319 amino acids)
Source: RefSeq, a predicted model, not a curated record